This is a messenger RNA of Podarcis lilfordi (Lilford's wall lizard), 1053 nucleotides long. Lineage: Eukaryota; Metazoa; Chordata; Lepidosauria; Squamata; Lacertidae. The record is from the annotation of a GenBank genome assembly.
AUGCAAGCACUUAAGUCGUAUCUGGCAGAUGAGAAACCCCGACAACUGUACUAUCUCAAUGCCUUCGUUGAAGCCCGUGAAUUGUUUCAACGGCAACAAACCCAAAUCGUUCGGCAAAUGGCUGUUUUAAAAACGACCAGGCCUCCCCCAUAUGAUGAAAUUAGAACCCAGGAGGAACAAUUGGAUAGAACCCUCGUCUCUUUCAACUAUCCCGAACCACAAGCCCCCCAACCGCCUGAAUCCAGGGCAGGAGACAGGACAGGAGUCGGUGGGGGAGGUGGCGCGGGACCCAGGGAAAACGUAACUAAUCCUCCCGCCGCUGCCCCUUCUCGAGGCGCAUCAAGUACCUCGCCGCCUAACCCUUCCACAAGUGCGUCCAAUAUAGAAAACCAAGUAGAUUCGGACCUAGGACCCCCACUUAACGGACAACUUCUCAACGGAGAAAGAGAGGGACCCGUCUCCAGUAGAACCCGGAAUAGGGAUAAUCUGCCGAACGGAGAAGUAGAGGGAGCUUUCCCCCUAAGAGCAUUACCUAUACCCCCAACCAGGGCAGGAGACCCACCCCGCAUGGUCUUUACUCACCAACCCUUCCUCACCUCGGACUUAAUGAACUGGUCCGACAAGAUGCCCUCCCUACGGGAUGACCCCGACAAAUGUCACCGCCAGGUGGCCACCAUCUUCUCCACCCACAACCCAACGUGGGCGGAUGUACAUAUGUUACUUGGGGCUCUUUUUAAUGAGGCAGAAAAGAGGGAAAUACUGGCAAAGGCAGGAGAAGCUUUAGCUCAGGAAGGCUACCAACCGAACCGACCUGCCUCGAUGGCCCCCCUGACCGCCCAGACACUACUUAAUGACCCCGACUGGGACUAUAACACUGAAAAUGGCAUAUGGGGUUUAAAAUUUUUUAAGAAAGGCAUCCUAGAUGGUAUCAAAGCUGCGGGACAGCGAACCGUGAACUGGACCAAAGUCCAAGCCGUCCUUCAAGGACCUGAUGAACAUCCAUCCGACUACUACUCAAGGCUAGUCUCAGCCAUUAAAACCUGGGGGGAAUAG